UUGCCCCAGUUUGCCUGAGGCUUGACAGCAGUGCAGCGACACCUGACUCCGCUUUCCCAACAGCAGAGUUUGGACAAAUAACAACUCUAAUUAUGAAGAAAGCCAACAGAAACUGUUUUUAUGACUUUACCGCUAAGCUAUUGAGCGGCGAUACGUUACAUUUCUCCAAACUCAAGGAGAAGGUCGUGUUGAUUGUCAACGUCGCCUCCCUCUGAAGCCAAACCAGCAGGGAUUACCACGACCUCAAUGACCUCCAGAAGAAGUUUGGCAAAUUUGGGUUCCUGGUCCUUGGCUUUCCUUGCAAUCAGUUCGGCCACCAAGAAAACAAUUCCAACAAUGAGAUUCUAAAAGCCUUGAAGUAUGUACGUCCGGGUGAAGGCUUUGAGCCUAAUUUCUGUAUAACUGAAAAGACAUUUGUGAACGGCGCAGACACAAAUCCAAUCUACCGUUUCCUAAAGGAGAAGUUGCCAGCGCCGUGUGAUGAACCAAACAUCUUAACAACCAAACGUGAACAUAUUAUUUGGGAACCGGUCUGUCGCAAUGACAUCUCUUGGAACUUUGAGAAAUUCCUCAUCUCGUCAAAUGGAGAGCCAUUCCAGCGUUACAGUAACAUUUUCCCUACCGCUAACAUUGGGAAUGACAUCAAAUCUCUUCUUCCACAGAAAUCCAAAAAUAUGAAACGAAAAGGAGAGAGAUGUGCAAGCCCUGUCAGAAAAAGGGCUCACCGCUGAAAUUAAUGGACUUCAUCCUUAUGCAUUGCUGUUAGGCAUGUUAUAACAUGAUGGUGCUUUUUGAAAUCAUUUGAAGCAAAGAGUACUUGAUGCAGUCUGUAAAAGUCUAACCUGCAAUUACAUAAUCUGAAUGAAAUAUUGUGAAUAAAUCUUUUAUGACAUAAAACUCUCAUCAAUUUAACUACCGUAUUUCCAGGCAAUGAAGACCCACCUGCGUCAAAGACGCACCCACAAAUUAGGUUGCUAAAUUUUGAAAAAAGGAUAGCGGGACAGGAUCAAGGAUUUGGUUUAGUCCAGGGGUCGGCAACAUCGCCUGCAUGCCCCGGGACUGGCUUCAGUUCCCAGAUCCCUCGUGUCCCCGGGACAAGCUGCAGUUCCCAGGUCACCUGCCCCGGGACUGGCUGGAGCACCCAUGGACUAGUAGUGAUAGAAAGGUAGAUAGAUAGAUAGAUAGAUAGAUAGAU
Leucoraja erinaceus (little skate) is the source of this 1195-nucleotide messenger RNA. RefSeq names its product glutathione peroxidase 1-like. The record is from RefSeq and is a predicted model, not a curated record. Gene Ontology annotation, biological process: response to oxidative stress. Lineage: Eukaryota; Metazoa; Chordata; Chondrichthyes; Rajiformes; Rajidae. The transcript is spliced from 3 exons. Gene Ontology annotation, molecular function: glutathione peroxidase activity.